Molecule: messenger RNA, 983 nt
Organism: Cuscuta epithymum
Lineage: Eukaryota; Viridiplantae; Streptophyta; Magnoliopsida; Solanales; Convolvulaceae
Source: the annotation of a GenBank genome assembly
UUGAAACACUGAGCACACUGAAAUGCGGUCACAUACUCGUUGCACUGAAAUGUGUCCCAAGCUCAAUCCAGAAAUGGCUAAGUCUGACACUAUGCCUAAACAAAAAUGGGUGGAGAAGAGGGUAGCAAAUGGUAAACAAGUUAAAUUUACAGUUGCUGAGAAAGGAAAAGGCCUGAUUACACAUAAGGAGCAAAACACCAUUAUUACAAAGCCAAACAACAGUAAAGCAUUAAUAAUAGUGGAUCAACCUUCCUCAUCUGUCCCCAUUUCAAAGGUAGUCUCUAUUGAGGAAGAGGGCACUGGCACUGAGGAGGUAUUCCAUGAAGAACCGCCUGCACCGAAAAAUGAUAAGGUUCAAAGUACUCAGUUAGCAUGUCCUGAUGUAUUAAACGUUGAGGAAGUGAAGAAGCUUUUACAGAUGGAAGUGAAGGGCAUUAAGCAUACUAAGAGAGUGUAAAUGAAUGAUGAUGCUGUUUUAAAGCACAUGAAGCAACAAAUGGAAUAUGAUGCAGACCUGGUAGCCAAGGGGUACUCAUCAGAUGGUGGAACCCAAAAGAUACUGGAACCUUUGCAAUAUUGGGAGUCUAAUUGGAAGGAAAUCUCUGAUGUGGUUGAUGUAAUGGCCAAUUGUUAGAGAUAUUUUUAUUGUAAUUGUGAUCAAUGUUUCUUAGCUCUUUGUAUUUAGCUGAUAUAAAUAAAUAGACUAGCUAGAAUAAUGAAUAGGCCUUUUAAGGCAAUUUGUAAUAAAAGGUUUUAUACCUUUUUAGGUAUGGGCCUCCUAGAAAAGGGAGCCCAAAUAAUUGUAAAACCUACCUUUCCCGUCAGGCUAUAUAUAUGCCUUAAGGGAAAGGCUAGGUUAAGCUUUUCAGAUAUUCUCAUACCCUAGUGCCGCAGUGCCUAUAUCGGUGAUAGAAGUUUUACGCUAAGUUUUGUUCAUCAUUCUGUAAACUUCUUCAUCAUUCAAUGGAAAGCUUCAUUCCCAG